AUGUCUCUGCUUCUCAACCAGCCCUCACAGCUCUGCCUGCGUAGACCGGUGUUGGUAAGAGCCUCUCCUCAUGUUUCUAAUGGCUCCUCAGCUUCCUUGCCGCAAACUCCUCCUUGUGCCAUUAUCGGCGCUACACCUUGUGGAGCGGGUCUCGGAAAACCAAAUUUCGUCUAUCUUUCCAGUGAAGACAGUGCUUAUAAACAUUUGGAAAAAAAGGUGCCUCUUGAGUUGGUGUAUAACCAUGUUAACCCAUGGCUGGCUCACUUGUUUAAAGAAGAAAGUGAAAAACAAGCUAGCGAUGUUACUGAUGCAAUGGUAACUGUCGGUUUAUCUCAUGGCUGGGUGGCUACUUUGAAGGACGGAACUCUGCGUCUCCAAGACGAUCUUAACCCUGCUGCAUCGGAUUCAGAUCCGAAACGUAUCUCCUUGCCACCUCUUGUAACUCUGCUUCAUUGUCAAACCCAAAUCGUCACCAACGUGGCAAUGUCCUCACCUUCUCCAUACGAAGAGGACUGUGUUGUGGCUGCUAAGUUCUUGGGACCUCAGCUCAGCUUCUGCAGACCGGGUCAGAGCAACUCCCAGUGGACCAACGUCAGAAUCGAAAACCCCUGUUUCUUCUCCUCCCAAGUCAUGUAUUCAAAGAAACAUGACAUGUUUCGCAUGCCCAGAUCUGGAGGCCACCUCAUUGGAUCAUGGGAUCUCCACAAACACAAUCACACACUCAAGCUUCAGAAGUUGCGAUAUCAAGACCUUCCCGAGCUGACCAAGACCAAACGCGAGCUUUUGAUUUCAUGCAGCACGAGCGAACACUUAGUGGAGUCACAAUCCACGGGCGAAACAUUCUUGCUUAAGUGGUACAAGAAGAUUGCAGAGAUCAUUGACGGUGCUGCCAACACGGAAACAAAAGCUCUAAUGGUGUUCAAGCUUGAUGAGGAAGGAAAUGCGGUUUACACUGAAGACAUUGGAGAUCUUGCCAUUUUCCUCUCAAAGUCUGAACCUUUCUGUGUCCCUACUAGCUCCUUUCCCGGCGUGGUCCCUAACGAAGUCACUAUCUUGGACGACAACGAAAUUGUACAGGUCAACAUGACCCAUUCCUCCCUCAUUAGUAGUAUCGUUAGAGUCAGGCUCCCGUACCAUAUUUCACCUCAGAAGUUAUACAGUUGGAAUUGAGUUUUUGAGUCUUGUCUUUUCAA
Capsella rubella is the source of this 1193-nucleotide messenger RNA. RefSeq lists its product as uncharacterized. The coding region runs from base 1 to 1170 and encodes 389 amino acids. The transcript has a single exon. NCBI's taxonomy places the organism in Eukaryota, Viridiplantae, Streptophyta, Magnoliopsida, Brassicales, Brassicaceae. The record is from RefSeq and is a predicted model, not a curated record.